Molecule: messenger RNA, 2451 nt
Organism: Juglans regia (Persian walnut)
Lineage: Eukaryota; Viridiplantae; Streptophyta; Magnoliopsida; Fagales; Juglandaceae
Product: rust resistance kinase Lr10-like
Exons: 6
Coding region: 153-2234 (693 amino acids)
Biological process (GO): protein phosphorylation
Molecular function (GO): ATP binding; polysaccharide binding; protein kinase activity
Source: RefSeq, a predicted model, not a curated record
ACAUGAACGCGGGCUUUUGUUUACUAUUACUCCUCCUCCUCCUGUACCUGAAUGUUUGUCUAUAGACAGCUAAGGAAACCACGACCUCUAGAUCUCCUAAUCCUCUCUCUCUUUCUCUGAUCUCCCUCUCUGGCUCUCUCUGUUAAUUGUUGAUGAAAAGAUCAGGAAUGACAUUAUUCCGGCCUGCUGGACUCAGGGUCCUUAUAACUGUUCUGGUCCUAAUCCAGCUUCUUCCUCCAGCUUCUACACUUAAGAAUAAUCAUUCCCACUGUGCUCCUUCUUCUUGUGGCAAUAUCCCCAACAUCAGCUAUCCGUUUCGACUAAAAGGGGAUCCACCGAACUGCGGAGAUCAAAGGUAUGAGCUCUCAUGUGAUGACAACAACAAUACGUUGUUAUCUUUCGAUAAUGGUAGUAAAUACUACGUAAGGCAAAUCAAUUACACCGACUACAAAAUCCGAAUUGUAGACGCAGGUAUUCAGGAGGAUAAUUACUCCUUCAUCCCUCGUUAUUUUCUAAACAAUGGUAAUUUCAGUAGGCCUCAGCACUUGGAUCCAUCUUUCUCAAAAGUUGUGGUUAUUGUGAAUUGUGGAAAGCCAAUGACUCCGACUCAUCCUUACAAUUUGAGGGUGAUUCCAACGAAUUGUAAUUCUAAUACUAAGAAUGGAUCUUGGUCGUCUUCCAACUCCUCUUUAUCUCAAUAUUCCAAAAGGUACAUAUAUCGUACUUUUUCCUAUGGAAGGAAUGUGAUGUAUGUGGAGGAGUCGUGCUUGAUAGAGCAAAUGUCUAUGACAACGUACGGAGAAUUUUAUGAUAAUAUUUCGUGUACAGACCUUCGUAAUUUAUUCUCAUAUGGUUUUGAACUUUCAUGGUACCGACUUUAUUGUGGAAGCUGCCGAUACGAUAGUUGCUACUUCCGUGAUUACGAUAAUCAAGUUCAUUGCAAAGGCCACCGAUUUACUUUCCUUACUUUCUUAGGAUAUCUAUCCGAAGUUAUAUAUGCAGUACUUGAGGCAGCUUAUUAUACUGGAUACUGGGCCAUCGAUCGGUUCAUUCCAAACACAGAACAUGAUUCAACAUUUUUUGUUGUAAUAGAAGUAAUAAUUGGACUACUACUCGAAUGGCGUGGGCCUUUUAGCGUGUUAGGCACUCCAUUUGUGAUUGCAUUUUUGAUAUAUAAAUGGCGAAGGAGGCACUUAUCCAUGUACAACGGUGUUGAAGAAUUUCUACAAAGCCAAAAUAACUUCAUGCCAAUAAGUUACUCCUACUCAGAAAUUAAGAAGAUGACCAAAGGUUUUAGGGAAAAAUUGGGUGAAGGAGGAUAUGGCACAGUAUUUAAAGGAACACUUCGGAGUGGAUGUCUUGUGGCAGUAAAAAUGUUAGGCCAGUCAAAAACAGAUGGGCAAGAUUUUAUCAAUGAGGUGGCAACUAUUGGAAGGAUUCAUCAUAUUAAUGUGGUGCAACUCAUUGGUUAUUGCGUUCAUGGAUCAAAGCGUGCUCUUGUAUAUGACUUCAUGCCCAAAGGAUCUCUCAAUAAAUAUAUUUUUUCAUCGGAGGAAAGUUUCUUCAUAGACAAUGAGAAAACAUAUAAUAUUGCUCUGGGAGUGGCUCGUGGGAUUGAGUAUUUACAUCGAGGAUGUGACAUGCAGAUUUUGCAUUUCGAUAUCAAACCUCACAACAUCCUUCUUGACGAGAAUUUUACCCCUAAGGUUUCUGACUUUGGCUUAGCAAAAUUGUAUUCGAUAGAAGACAAUACUAUUUGUUUGACUGCCGCAAGAGGGACAUUGGGAUACAUGGCUCCUGAAUUAUUCUACAAAAACAUUGGAGGUAUUUCAUACAAGGCUGAUGUUUAUAGUUUUGGAAUGCUAUUGAUGGAAAUGGUUGGCAAAAGAAAGAACAUAAAUGCUUUUGCAGAACAUUCAAGCCAGAUUUACUUUCCUUCCUGGGUGUAUGAUCAAUUCAAUUAUGGAAAAGAUAUUGAAAUAGAAUCCUGUGCCACUGAAGAGGAAAAAGAGAUUGUUAAGAAGAUGAUCAUUGUCGCAUUAUGGUGUAUACAAACGAAUCCUAGUAAUCGUCCUUCUAUGAACAAAGUUAUAGAAAUGCUUGAAGGAAAAGUUGAGCACUUACAAAUACCUUCUAGGCCUCCCUUAUCAUCACCAGAGAGAGUGAUCAAUGAUGGUGAAGAUAAUUCAAGUGAAGAUUGGCUGUCAAGUCAAACUUUGCCAUCAACUUCUUAAAAGAAAAGCUAUCAUCCAAGUCUUGACAGGCAUGUGGACAACUGUACUCUUCUCCUAUUUGGUUUCUGUUUUUAUAAUUGAGUUUUAUUUGAGAAAGUUAUGAUGCUAUUCUUCAGUUUGUAUCAGACAUUUUUUCCCCACUUUGGUAUAUUGGAUUGUACUAUAUUUGGCACUCAAUAGCAUUUUAACCAAUAAAGACACUAUUUCGAACAUCAUA